Messenger RNA from Nymphaea colorata (pocket water lily), 3188 nucleotides. RefSeq lists its product as uncharacterized. The coding region runs from base 379 to 2931 and encodes 850 amino acids. Lineage: Eukaryota; Viridiplantae; Streptophyta; Magnoliopsida; Nymphaeales; Nymphaeaceae. Gene Ontology annotation, biological process: negative regulation of translation; mRNA catabolic process. Gene Ontology annotation, molecular function: protein binding. Gene Ontology annotation, cellular component: CCR4-NOT complex. The transcript is spliced from 6 exons. The record is from RefSeq and is a predicted model, not a curated record.
AUAAAGCAGGGAAGGAAGAGGAUGAAAGGCGAAAACGAUAACAAAGAAAAAGAAAAGGGAAGGAAAAAGAGAGACUCGUUUCCCCUCCCGAGUCAUAUCUCAUUCGAGGUUUUGCUCUCUCUCUCUCUCUCUCUGCGGGGCUUCUUCCUCUCCGGCUCUCCUUGUCCGAAAGGAUCAGUCAAUGGCUCUCUCCGACCGCUCCCUCUUCUUCGUCUUAAGUUAGGGUUUAGGGUUUUCUUCCUCUUCUUCCAGCUCCCUUUUUUCCCCCAAAAUCCGCUUUCAUUAGAUACCCAUUUUGGGGCCAGUUGCUGACAAUCGAAGCAGGCGAUUUACGGGCAUCCUUCGUUCCCUCCCAUCUAUUGUGCCGUCGAUCUGCUGAUGGACUCUACCAGAGAGCCAUCGUCGUCCUCACCGGUAACGCCCUCUCAGUCUCCGCCGGAGGAAGAUGGCAUCCUAUCCACCGCGUCCGGCAUGGCCAAGGAAGCUGCCCUCCUCUUCCAGUCUCAUCGUUACCAGGAAUGUGUUGACGUCUUGAACCAAAUCUUCCAGAAGAAGGAAGACGAUCCCAAGGUUGUUCACAAUAUUGCGGUCGCAGAAUACUACAGGGAUGGCUGUUCUGAUCCCAAGAAGCUUGUUGAAGUGCUUAAUAAAGUCAAAAAAAGAAGUGAAGAUCUUGCUCGUGCAUCUGGAGAACAAACAGAAGCAGUUAGCAAUUCUGGAUCUAAAGGAAGUAUGAACAAUGCGUCGCACCAAUCUACAAAUUCCAAUUCCAUCGAUUUUUUGUAUGCAGAUGACUUUGACACUUCAAUAGCGACACUUAAUAUUGGAGUUGUAUUGUACAACUUGCAAGAAUAUGCACAGGCUUUAUCUGUCCUGGAACCAUUAUAUCAAAAUAUAGAACCUAUAGAAGAGACAACAGCUCUCCACAUUUGCCUUCUCAUACUAGACAUUGCCUUGGCUUGUCAUGAUGCAUCAAAAGCUGCCGAUGUAAUCCAUUAUUUGGAGAAAACAUUUGGUGUUGGCUGCAUGACAAGUCAAGGAGAUAAUGGCAGUACACAAUCUUGUCAGCCUUCAACUCAAGCAGCAAAAACUGCCCCCAUGCCAACCAACUUGGUUUCUGUUGAUGUUUCUAAUCUGGACUCUGGUGUCGGUACAAAUGCUUCUGAAAGCUCAUUGGUUAGAACAUUAUCAGAUGAGACAGAGUAUGAAAACCUUUUCUCGUCGUUGGAUAUUGGUGGCCAAACCUUGUCAAAGUCUACAGCAUCAAAUGACAUAGGUCGAUCAACUGAAAGAUCCUCAGCUGUAAUUGAUCUGAAGCUCAAGCUGCACCUUUACAAGGUCCGACUCCUAUUGCUUACUAGAAACCUGAAAGCAACAAAACGUGAAGUGAAGUCAGCCAUGAACAUUGCACGUGGCAGGGAUUCGUCAACUGCUUUGCUUUUGAAAUCCCAGCUCGAGUAUGCUCGUGGUAAUCACCGAAAGGCAAUCAAACUUCUAAUGACUUCUAUCAAUAGGACAGAACCAGGAAGUUCAAGCAUCUUCUUCAACAAUCUUGGCUGUAUAUACCAUCAUCUCCGAAAGCAUAGCACAUCAAUCUUUUUCUUUUCAAGGGCAUUAGAAAGCAGUCUAUCGAUGAGGUCUGAGAGGCCUCUGAAGGUUGCAUCCCAGGAUAAGUCUUUUCACAUUGUUUACAACUGUGGCUUGCAGUACCUGAUUUGUGGUAAGCCAGUUGUUGCUGCUCAGUGCUUUCGGAAGGCCAGUCCUAUGUUUUAUAACCAGCCAUUGUUGUGGCUUCGCCUUGCUGAAUGCUCCUUAUUGGCACUUGAGAAGGGACUGCUCAAAUCUGAUGGGCUCUCUGUUAAUGGUGAAGAAGUUAAUGUGCAUAUUGUUGGUGAUGGGAGAUGGCGUCAGCUCAUUGUAGAAGACGCAGGUGCGAGAGUUAGAAAUUUGGACUCUUUAAAAGAGGUUGAUCUCUCGAGUGGUGAUGGGCAGUGCAAACUCGCACUUCCAUUUGCUCGUCAAUGUCUCUUAAAUGCCCUGCAUCUGUUGAAUAGUCUUGAUUCAGCGUUAAUGAAGAUCACUGCAGUCUCUGGUUCAGGUGAAGAAGAAUCCAGCCAAGGAUUGUCAACUGCCAUGAAGAACUCAAGUCAGAGAAUCUCAGCAAAUAUGGACACCAAGACAUCAAACAUGAUUGCCACUGCUGCUGGGGCAAAUGGAGACUCAAAGGAAUCUAAGGGGAGUGCUAGUUCUUAUGUGACCAUUCAGAACUCUGUUUUUGCUUACGAUAAUUUGCGUAGAAAAGAGUAUCUCAUGAUAAAGCAGGCUGUGUUAGCUGACCUAGCAUUUGUGGAGCUAAGCUUGGAGAAUCCUUUGAAGUCACUAGCAGCUGCAAGAGCUCUUCUGCAGCUACCUGAUUGUUCUGCUAUAUAUGCAUUUCUUGGCAGCAUAUAUGCAGCAGAAUCUUUAUGUCGCCUAAAUCGGCUCAAAGAGGCAGCUGAACAUCUGUCUGUGUACGUGUCAGAGGGCAUAGAUGUAAGAUUGCCCUUUAACGAUGAAGAUAGCAAGAAAUGGAGAAAUGAGAAGGAUGUAGAUGUUGAAGAACCAAGCAAUGCGGCAGCCUCCAAAAGCAUUGCUGGAUCUGGAAACAGCAACACUGAUGAAAGCAUUGUGUUUAUGUCUGCAGAGGAGGCCCGUGGGGCAUUAUUCGUUAACCUUGCAGCCAUGUCAGCUAUGCAAGGCAAUCUGGAGCAGGCUCAUAAGUUUGCAUUGCUUGCUGUGUCUGCGAUCCCAUCCAACCCAUCGGCUGUACUUUCAGCUGUUUAUGUGGAUCUCCUUCUUGGAAAAGCACAAGAUGCCAUUGCCAGAUUGAAGCAGUGCAGGCAUCUUAGAUUUUUGUCCCCUGGUGUAACACUGAGCAGACCUAGAUCUUAGAUUGUUGGGUUCAUCAGUUCUGUUCCUUUACUGAGAGCAGGGCCUUUCAGUGCUUGUAACAUAUCUUUGGAAGAGUUGGUAGAAUAAGGUAAUGCUUAUUGUUUCAGGGUUUUGGUGGCAUGACCAAAUGUUUUGGUUAGCGAUGCCCACCCGUUUUUCUUCCUCCAUAGUCCAAGAGAUGUAUUUCAUCAAAUUCAGUUUCAUCGAUGUUACUGGUAGAUUCAAAGUUCAACAAAGAUGUGUUUUUGUUUGUUAAA